Molecule: messenger RNA, 2823 nt
Organism: Rotaria socialis
Lineage: Eukaryota; Metazoa; Rotifera; Eurotatoria; Philodinida; Philodinidae
Source: the annotation of a GenBank genome assembly
AUGUACGUAAGCGUUGUAUUUCUUCUUAUUAUUUCUAAUCAUAUGUCAUGGUGUCAAUAUGAUCUAACCGAUCUUGUAUCAGGUACAAAAAUGUCCGUUAAAGACGAUAUGUUUGCAUCAGUAUCCAACGCGUUUUCCAAUUUUGCUGUACUAAUGUAUCCAUUUAAAAAUGCCAGCUCCGGAGGACAAAAACGAUGUAACUUGCGAUACAAUACAACAGAUCGUUAUGUUCAUAGUGUAGCCGUGGUAGGAAUUUCUAAAAAUAGUGCAAAUGGCGAUCAGUUUAUGCUUGUUUUUGCUGCGGAAAAAAUGUCGACCAUGACUCCAUAUGUUUGCAUUGGUGAGAUCUCAAAAUCUACAUGCAUUAAUCACCUACAAUGUACAGAUGUUGCUCCAGCGGGAUCUCCUCAACAAUAUUUUCUUAUUGCGGUCGAUUCGAAUGGUACCUUUGCUUAUGGAUUCUCAAGUUCAUUUGCAUUUAAAUUAGAUAUUUAUGCCAAUACAAUGGUUUUGAAUCUUACAACCAAUGAUAUUUGGCCAUCGCAAGGGUUCAUUCCCCAUGCUAUCGAUGUUGCUGAUACAUGGGCCGUUAUUGCUGGCUAUGGAUAUUCAGAUGUAGUUAAAAAAGAUUAUGCAACUCUUGGAUGUUUAAUUGAUCUUUCUGUUCUAACAAAUGUGUCAUGUUUAAAUCUUACUUACGAGACGACAUAUUUAAUACCAAGUAAUGUCGUUUCAUAUAAUGAACUUUAUGAAUUAUCGGUUUCUAUACGUGGUCAAAAAAUACUCGUUGGUGUACAACGUCUUUCAACUUUCAUCUGCAUAGAAAAACAAAGGUCAUCAUUAAACGUUACUAAUUCAUAUCAAUUAUCUUAUCCGGAUGCCACGUCAUUUGGUCGUGUGGUUCAAUGGGCAGAUGAUACAAGUAUUGCUGUACUAGUUGACAAUCCAUAUGUAACACCAUGGUCUACAUCAGAAAUAUUCGUUUAUAGUGAACGUUCAGUAACGUUGACCACUCCUGUCUUCGCAUUUCCCAACAGUCAACAAAUAUUGGGUAGCCGCUUAUCAAGUCCGUCUUUUUCUCGAUUUGGUAUUACCAAUGGAGGCAAUAUGGCUAUACUUACAGAUACCGGUAAUAUUUUAGUUGUUCCUUUGGCACCUGCUGGUUACGUUUCAGCAUGGGUCGAUACCACAGCACUUACAUUCGUAUUCUAUUUUCGCCAACAGCUUUGCAUCGGUGGGACCUAUAAAAAUCAUUCGAGUUUAGGUUCCUGUCAAAUAUGUGGUCCGCGCACUAUGAAUCCUGGCACGCUCCUCAGCGGAGUUCUUCAAUGUAUACCAUGUUCGAAUAGUUCAUCAACUUCGCUCUGUCCACUGGCAUCACUUGCCGAUGUUGACUCAAGUAAAGUGCCAUCGUAUAGUCAAGCAGUUGCAUAUCCUGAAACCAGUGAUACAACAGACAUGGAAGAUAUUCUGCUGAUAAAUGUUUUUCAACUAAGUUCUGACUCACGUUGUUUAGUCAUAUCUCCUAUAUUCUGGACAAUGAUUACCAUUGGUAUAUGUGUUUCGAUUUUAGUCCUUAUGGCUGCCAUCAAACACUGUGGAUGUGAAAAUUUUACAAAAUAUAGAAAAAGAGCAAAGGAAAUUUUCAAACAUACGGAUAUAAUUGGCGAGGGUGAAAUGUGGGCUGGUGGACUAGCAACAUUGUCUAUUUUUGUUCUCGUAGGCUUUUCCUAUUGGUUUUCUGUGUCAUUUAUACGACGUUAUCCAAUUGAAGAAAUUACUGGCCCAGCUACAUUUGCCUGUGACCACUCAUUGGUUAAUGCGCAGUUUACAAGCGGACUUGAACUUCUUGCUACUCCUAAAUCAGAAGAAGCUCAGCCACUUUUCGAUCUACUCGAUGCGCAAACAUUCUAUUUAACUGUUGAACUAAUUAAUACUGGAUUUCCAUGUAAUUCUAUCACUGCACAAGAAAAUCUUGUUAGCAGUAAAUAUCUUUCCUUAGCAAUGAAUUGUAGUCAGUCAAUUCCAGACGCGAUAACAUCCGUUACAUUACCGUUUCCGGGGCACGGAACAACUAUUCAAGUCAAUAUGACUGGUCCCUAUUGGAUCGGUGCCGUUCGUUUGUGUAUUCGAGGAAAUAGCCAUACAAAUUCAAACAUUGCAUUACUUGAAUUAGAUUUUUGUCAAUUUUAUACAACACCAAAUGAAGCUAUUGGUAGAAUAACUAGUAUACCAAUUUCAUUCGUUAAAAACGUCAAUAUGACACAUGCUUUGAGUGACUCAGACCCAAAUAUCUAUGAUGGCAUAUGGAUACCGACGUUUAGUAAAGUCGUAUUAUCGGACGAACCGUAUUAUGUUGAAUUCGGUAAUUAUUUGCGUUAUACUUCUUCGUUGACUGUCAUUAAAAUAGCGCUUGACGAACGUCCAUUUUAUAUUAAAAAUAUCGAACAACCAAUCGUUCGAAUGGCUGAAUUAGUUUUCAAAGCGAUGCUGUUCACUUCAUUAUGUAUCGAAUUAUUUGCUUUUGCUUUUCUCAUUAUAAAACUGGUCAUGAUACCAGUAGUCCGAUGGAUUCUAUUUUUAUGGAAGAUACUAUAUUGGAAAAUUUCGAAAUCUGAUAUUCAAGAUUCGUCGAGGGAAUCUAAAUUAAAUUCAAGUUCAUCUAAUGGUAGUCAAAAGUUAAUGUUGAAGUUGGCAACUGAUUUGACUAUGGUUAACGAAACAGACACAUCAAUAUCGUAUCGACAUCAAGAAGGCACGCAGAAGAAAUAUUCGAUAUCAAAUAUCGAAUUGGAUUCAUCAACGCUGAUUAGUAGACUUUGA